ACCUAUCUCAUCAGCCUCCAGCCGACAGCAGGUGCAAACAGAGUGAGCUUCCCUUUUUCUUGCCCGUCAACCAUGGCUGCCUCUACAAUGGCACUCUCCUCACCAUCCUUCGCCGGAAAGGCGGUGAAACUCUCUCCGUCUGCUCCAGAGCUUUUCGGAGUCGGAAGAGUCACCAUGAGGAGGCCUGGCCCCAAGCCGGUCCCCUCUGGCAGCCCCUGGUACGGCCCAGACCGCGUCAAGUACUUGGGCCCAUUCUCCGGCGAGCCCCCGUCCUACCUCACUGGCGAGUUCCCCGGCGACUACGGAUGGGACACUGCCGGGCUCUCAGCCGACCCGGAAACCUUCGCCAAGAACCGCGAGCUCGAGGUGAUCCACUGCCGGUGGGCCAUGCUCGGAGCCCUCGGCUGCGUCUUCCCGGAGCUCCUCUCCAGGAACGGCGUCAAGUUCGGUGAGGCCGUCUGGUUCAAGGCCGGCGCCCAGAUCUUCAGCGAGGGCGGGCUCGACUACCUGGGCAACCCAAGCUUGAUCCACGCCCAGAGCAUCCUCGCCAUCUGGGCUUGCCAGGUCAUCCUCAUGGGCGCCGUCGAGGGCUACCGGGUGGCCGGCGGCCCGCUCGGGGAGGUCACCGACCCGCUCUACCCCGGUGGCAGCUUCGACCCGUUGGGUCUGGCAGAUGACCCAGAGGCCUUCGCAGAGCUGAAGGUGAAGGAGAUCAAGAACGGCAGGCUUGCCAUGUUCUCGAUGUUCGGAUUCUUUGUUCAGGCCAUUGUAACCGGAAAGGGUCCAUUGGAGAACCUCGCCGACCACCUUGCUGACCCCGUUAACAACAACGCCUGGGCUUAUGCCACCAACUUCGUUCCCGGAAAGUGAGAUGUUGAAGAAAUUAAUUAAUGAGGGAAAAUGGGUCAAAUACUGUUUGCUGAUCGAUCAUGUAAAAUUGUUAAAUGGGUGUGUUGUGGUGUGGAUCAAUGAAUAUCAUUAACGAAUAUUUUGUGAUUUGUGAA
Messenger RNA from Diospyros lotus (date-plum), 1004 nucleotides. Its product is annotated as chlorophyll a-b binding protein of LHCII type 1-like. The record is from RefSeq and is a predicted model, not a curated record. Lineage: Eukaryota; Viridiplantae; Streptophyta; Magnoliopsida; Ericales; Ebenaceae. Gene Ontology annotation, biological process: photosynthesis, light harvesting in photosystem I; response to light stimulus. The transcript has a single exon. Bases 73 to 870 code for a protein of 265 amino acids. Gene Ontology annotation, cellular component: chloroplast envelope; chloroplast thylakoid membrane; plastoglobule.